AUGAAAGCAAUGAAAUUAAGUAGAACUGCGUCGUCUUGCUUGUCGUUAUUGCUAAAACCCUACUCGAGCUUCAAGUGUACAACGACAAUGGCGACGACAGCUAAAAUCUCUGAAGGUAUGAAAACCGUCGAUGAGACUGACGUGGGUAUCUCCUGCUUCAUCUCCCAGCUCCCUGGCUUCCGCGGAAUCCUCAAACAAAGAUACGCAGACUUUAUUGUUAAUGAAGUGGAUAUGGAUGGAAAUGUUGUUCGUUUGACAACCUUGGACGUCUCUCCUGAGAUGGAUGUGAAGGAGGAAGAUAAAACGAAAAGUUCAGAUAAUGAACCCCAAAGCUAUGCUUCUGCAAUUGAGUCGUUCAGAUCAAUUUCCACUGUCACUGAUGCAGAGCGUUUGGAGACUUUGGUUAAUCAAGUCACGUCAGGAACUGAUGGUGAUAUCUUACCGGUUGUUCUUGAUCCAAGUUCUGACAAGUCCAAGAGAACGGCUAUCCACAACUUUGUUAAAGAGAAUUUCAAGUUUCUAGUGACCGACACUGUCGAUGGUCCUGAUUCUUCGUCAAAAUGCAUCCGUGUGCGAUUGAAUUCAGGAGGGCAUAACAGCAGAGGUAAUAAAUCGAGGAAGCGGAAGGAAAGAGGCGAUAAGCCUUUUGAUAGCAGAGGUUCAGAGCAUUGGCCUGAGCAUGUUGGCAAGUUUGUCAAGUUCCAUCUUUACAAGGAGAACAAAGAUACGCAAGAGGCCUUGGGAUUGAUCGGAAAGAUGCUAGGCGUUCAGCCAAAGUCCUUCGGAUUCUCUGGAACAAAAGAUAAGCGGUCAGUUUCAACUCAGCGUGUAACUGUGUUCAAACAGCAAGCUAGCAAAUUGGCUGCGCUUAACAAGAGAUUGUUUGGGAUCAAAGUUGGUGACUUCUGCAAUGUCAAAGAGGGCCUUCUCCUUGGGCAGCUCAUGGGAAACAGAUUUACCAUCACAUUAAGAGGAGUGGUUGCGGAUUCUGAAGAAACUAUUAAAAAGUCUGCAGAAUCCUUGGGGAAAUAUGGCUUCAUCAACUACUUUGGUUUGCAGCGUUUUGGAAGUGGUUCAGUACCAACUCACCAUGUUGGAGCUGCACUACUGAAAGGAGAAUGGAAAGAUGCCGUGGACAUGAUUCUUGAUCCAAGAGAAAUAAAUGAGGCCCGGGAAUAUUACAAAGAAACUGGCGACAUUGACGGAACUCUAAGGCAACUACCACGGUACCUCGUUGCUGAAAGAGCCAUACUGCAGUGUCUGAAGAAAUGUCCUGGGAACUAUCUGCAGGCUCUGAAAGGCAUACCUAGAACUUUGAGAAUGAUGUAUGUACAUAGUUAUCAAAGCUACUUAUGGAACAAUGCAGCAAGUCUGCGUGUCCAAAAAUACGGGACCAACCAAGUUGCGUUGGGUGACUUAGUAAGUACAAAGGUAGAUGAUGCAAAAAGAACUGUUGGCAGUGUAACCUCUGAGCAGAAGGAAAACAACGAAGAGACAUUGGACUGUGACCAAUUAGAUGAUACUGCUGUUGUUGAUCUUCCAGGAGAAAGGAGUGACCUUGUUAAGGUUGUAGGUAAAGAGGAUAUAGAAGCUGGAACUUACUCGACCAGUGACAUAGUCCUCCCUCUACCUGGUUCAAGAAUCAUUUACCCCUCCAAUGACAUUGCAGAGGUUUUUCAUGAUUUGGCAAAGAAGGACGGUAUCAGCCUAACUGAGAGCAUUCACGGUGUAAAGGAAUUCUCAAUAACUAGCAUGACUGGUGGUUAUAGACGUGUUUUCCAGAAACCAAUCGACUUUGAAUGGGAAUUACUGACUUACACUGACAGCAAUAAACCAUUGGCAGAGACAGAUCUGUACAGGAUAACCAUGGAAAAGCCGGUGGAUAAGGUUGGAGAAAUUGAAGAUGAAUCGAUGAAAUCUGAUACUAACCCACCUGAAACCGAUUUGAAAGACCAGACCGACAGCAAGAAGGAUGAAAAGGACACUGGAAACCAAGAUUCUGAGCAGACACAGUUGGCGCUCAAAAUGGCUCUUACUCUUCCAUCUUCAUGUUAUGCAACAAUGGCAAUCAGAGAGCUGUUAAAGACAUCAACUUCUGUUGCAUAUCACAAGACACUAAACUAG
Molecule: messenger RNA, 2124 nt
Organism: Microthlaspi erraticum
Lineage: Eukaryota; Viridiplantae; Streptophyta; Magnoliopsida; Brassicales; Brassicaceae
Source: the annotation of a GenBank genome assembly